Solea senegalensis (Senegalese sole) is the source of this 1055-nucleotide messenger RNA. It is a transcript of the gene lactb2, whose product is annotated as lactamase, beta 2. The transcript is spliced from 7 exons. The record is from RefSeq and is a predicted model, not a curated record. The coding region runs from base 20 to 961 and encodes 313 amino acids. Gene Ontology annotation, molecular function: single-stranded RNA binding; RNA endonuclease activity. Lineage: Eukaryota; Metazoa; Chordata; Actinopteri; Pleuronectiformes; Soleidae. Gene Ontology annotation, cellular component: mitochondrial matrix.
CUUCUUAAACAUUCACUACAUGCUAGUUUUCGUGUCUGUAUUAUUUUUUUCACAGGCCGCUGGUUGUCACCGUCACAGCGGCUCCACUGCUGCAGCCAUGAGCGCCAUUAUUCCCCGGAUAGAACAGCUGUCCGCACGGGUUGUCCGGAUUCUGGGCUGUAACCCGGGACCGAUGACGCUGCAGGGAACCAACACUUACCUGGUCGGCACCGGAAAAAGGCGUGUGCUGAUAGACGCAGGAGAUCACGACGUACCGGAAUACCUCAGCAGUCUCAAACAGGCACUGACACAGUUUAACACCAGCAUCCAGCAGGUCAUCGUCACACACUGGCACCACGACCACAGUGGAGGAGUGGAGGACAUCUGCCGGGAUGUCACAGGUUCUGAGGUGCCAGUCAGCAAACUGCCUCGCUCCAGCCGAGUCACGGAAACAGCCGGAAACAAGAGCUACACUUACCUGAGGGACGGAGAUGUCGUCCAGACGGAGGGGGCCACGCUCAGAGUGUUGUUCACACCGGGUCACACAGACGACCACAUGUCGCUGCUGCUGGAGGAGGAAAACGCCAUCUUCUCUGGAGACUGCAUCCUGGGCGAGGGCACGGCCGUGUUCGAGGACCUCUACGACUACAUGAAGUCUCUGAACGUCCUGCUUAACUCCGAGGCCGACCUCAUCUACCCCGGACACGGCCCUGUGGUUCAGGACGCUGCCUCUAAAAUACGACACUACAUCAGCCACCGGCAGCAAAGAGAGCAGCAGAUCCUGGCGGCCAUUCAGGACGGACAAAGAAAACCUUUCUCUUCCAUGGAGCUCGUCAAGAUUGUGUAUAAGGACACUCCUGAACAUCUGCACCGAGCGGCUCAGGUGAACCUGGUCCAUCAUUUAAAGAAACUGGAGAAAGAUGGCAAGAUUAGUGCAGUUAAGGAGUCGACACAGAUCACCAAAUGGAAGAGUAACCUGUGAUAGACAGUGAUCGGAUGUGCUCAGAAUUGAUCGGAAUCGUGAAAAUCCAUCAAAUCAGUGAAUUUGAAUUUGUAUAUACUGUAUAUGUGUAUGU